GUAAUGACUAAACUACUCAUAGCUCUCAUCCUAUUCUCAAUAUGCUGGAAGCCCUACUCCGCUGAACCCAUUGCCAGUUUCUUUGACGGUUUGGACAGUAGGAAUGAGUGUAAAGCAAGACUUGACAGACGGCUCACUGGGUUUUCGGGACUUCUUUAUUCUCAUUCCAAAUACGGCCAAGAACCGUAUAACACAAGUAGAAACUGCGUUCUUAUGCUAGUUGCCCCGAUUGGAUAUAGCAUUCGCGUGAGGGCAUUGCAAUUCGAUGUCGCCAGCACCGAAAACGCGAGAACUUGUGAAAAGGACACUUUGCACGUCUUUGAUCAUGAAACGACACUCGAUCCGGAAAGCUAUGCACCUGCUCGCAUCGAUGACAUCACAUCGCCAGGUCCGAUAAUCGGACAAUUUUGUGGACACUUUGAAAAUCGCAUUUUGAAUACAAGCUCACAUAACGCACUGACACUUUGGUGGCACUCAAAUCCCAAUGGCUCAAAUUCGAAAGGAUUCAAGUUGCACUGGGGUAGCUUUCGGGUUUCUAAAACCGGUAACUGCGUAACCGGGGAAUUCUCAUGCGGCAACGGAGAAUGCAUUCCCAUCGAAUCCGCGUGUGAUCGGUUCGCCGACUGCUCAAACGGCGAAGACCUAAUCCACUCUCGUCAGAUGGCCGCCAAUUGUCAGAAUAUCGAGCUGGACCCAUUGACAACUGUCAGCGGUGUUUUCGUAUUGUUGUUCUCGGCGACGAUAAUCCUGUCACUCUGCGGGUUCAUCAUGUUUGUCUGUUGUUUGUGCAAGUGUCUCAAGAGUACCAUCCCUAUUAAAGGUGCUUCAUCUCACACUACAACUACCACUGCCACGGACUAUAAGCCUGAUCCACCGCAGUUUUAUCCACCAUCUCCUCCAAAAAUGCCGCCGCCGUCAGCAGCUAGUAGUUACACUCCGAGGUUGCACCAUCAUUUCGAGGGUCCACUGGUGCCAAGCGAGACGAGCGCAUUCCACUCGAGCAACAGAAUGCAAAAUCACUACAGUGUGAACAGCGACAUCAAUGGAGAUUACACCUAUGUUCGGAAUGAUGUACAUCGUAAUCUACUCUAAAAUCUGUUCUUUAAUUUUCUAGCGUUCUCUAACAUUGUAGCAUAUAGUUUUCGGGUUGUUAUAGAGCAUACUGUUGUGGUAUUUUUUUCUUCACUGAGCUUUUCCGUCACUUUUUUCCUCUCUCCACAUUUGUCCCGUCAUCCUCUAAUCUUUCCGGUUAUUCUGUGUUGAUAUGUAUCAAUUUGAAUUGUCAUAUUCAAAAGUAAGGAAUGUAUUCAUUGCUGAUAUGAUGUUGAUAUUAUCUUCUUUACUGCAUCGUGAUUUAUGAUUUAUUUAUUAUAUUUCGUUUUUAGUCGCAUUGAAUUCGUUUAUUUUUGUAUUUUUAUAUGUUUAACUCUAAUAAAUGAGUAAUAU
Caenorhabditis elegans is the source of this 1446-nucleotide messenger RNA. It is a transcript of the gene mig-13, whose product is annotated as Abnormal cell migration protein 13. Lineage: Eukaryota; Metazoa; Nematoda; Chromadorea; Rhabditida; Rhabditidae. Gene Ontology annotation, cellular component: plasma membrane; perikaryon; dendrite. The transcript has 8 exons. The record is from RefSeq and is marked reviewed. Bases 4 to 1092 code for a protein of 362 amino acids.